AAAAAACAUGAGAUCCAACUUGGAGACGAACAAAUUGGAGAACGGAUUAAAAAAAAAUUAAAAAAAUUUGAAGUUUUUCCUUUCUCUCUCUCUCUCUCUCUCUCUCUGCUCAAACCCUGGCGUAGAAGAGACUAAUAACUGAAAGCAGAUCUAUUCAGCAAGAAGGAGGAGGAGGAGGAAGAUGUACGAGCAACAGCAGCAGCAGCAUUUCGUGGAUUUGCAAAGCGAUUCUGGAUUUGGGGAUGAUAGCUCGUGGCUCGCCGGCGAUGACGAUCUCCGUCUGUCUCCUCACCAAUCUGCCGCCGGUGCGAACUCCGGCAACGAGAAUCUAGAUCGGCGUCUUUUGAAAGAUCUCGUUGAGAUGGUUCCCCUCAUCGAGCAAUUCAUGGAACAGAAAGACAAGAGUUCGUUUAAGCGGCGAGGGUCCAUGGUCUACACUAAGAUGCCUUCCAAAGAAUCCUUGUCCAGAAGGGGGAGAAAUGCUUCUCAAACAGUCCCAGGAAGAAAGAAGAGAGACGCAGAGGGAAAUAGCGAUGCUGUGAACGAUGCUAAGGAAGUUGGUGACAACGCAAAGGCGUUGGCUGGUGCAGAAAAGGACGAACUUACGAGACUUAGAGAGCAAGUGAAUGACUUGCAGACAAAACUAUCCGAGAAAGAAGAGGUCUUAAAGUCGGUGGAAAUAUCAAAGAGAAACCAGGUUAACGAGAUACAAGUGAAGCUUGAUGAAUCAAAACGGUUGGUUGCUGAAAAGGAGACGUUGAUCAAGUCUAUGCAGUUACAAUUAUCCGACACAAAGAUCAAACUUGCAGACAGGCAAGCCGCACUUGAGAAGACUCAAUGGGAAGCAAAGACAACAGGAACGAAAGCGAUCAAGCUUCAAGAACAACUAGAUUCUGUUGAAGGAGAAAUCGCUUCCUUCGCAUGUGUAUUUGAAACUUUGGCCAAACCAGAAUCCAAGAAACUCGACAGGGAUUAUGAUCCAACCCCAUACCAAUUUGAUCAUCUUCCAUAUCUAGACGAUGUAGAUGAUACCGAACUGAGGAAAAUGGAAGACGCAAGACUAGCUUAUGUCGCAGCUGUGACUACCGCAAAGCAAAGAGAAGAUGAGGAAUCUCUAGCCAUGGCUGCUAAAGCUCGAGCCUACUUGCAAUCUUUAGCCUUUAAAUAUUGAUCAUCUUUAGGAUUCUCUGUCGUUGCUUUAUUAAGGUGUAUGUAGGUUUUGUACCAUGAAAAAAUUGGAGAAAAGAAACAAACAGAAAGUAAUGGUUUCUACUAAAUCACGAAUGCAUUUCGAGUUUUUGUUACUCAUUUGAGCCUGUAUCGAUAUAUGGUUUGUUGUUUAUAUGAUCAACAUGUUGUGUUA
Raphanus sativus (radish) is the source of this 1363-nucleotide messenger RNA. Its product is annotated as protein MICROTUBULE BINDING PROTEIN 2C. The transcript is spliced from 5 exons. Bases 182 to 1171 code for a protein of 329 amino acids. Gene Ontology annotation, molecular function: microtubule binding. The record is from RefSeq and is a predicted model, not a curated record. NCBI's taxonomy places the organism in Eukaryota, Viridiplantae, Streptophyta, Magnoliopsida, Brassicales, Brassicaceae. Gene Ontology annotation, biological process: plasmodesmata-mediated intercellular transport.